Postia placenta MAD-698-R-SB12 is the source of this 2340-nucleotide messenger RNA. RefSeq lists its product as hypothetical. Lineage: Eukaryota; Fungi; Basidiomycota; Agaricomycetes; Polyporales; Adustoporiaceae. The coding region runs from base 1 to 2340 and encodes 779 amino acids. The transcript has 3 exons. The record is from RefSeq and is a predicted model, not a curated record.
AUGGACUCCUCGCGACGGGGUGAUGGGGCGAGACAGAGCUCUCUUCCAAGCAGCUUGCACUCUCACCUAUUUUCUGGGCCGCAAAGGAGCAGUACGACGGCCGCGGUCACCCCGCAGGGGAUCACGCCGGGCAGGGAACUUGAGGGCGAUCAGGAAGCGGCUUGGGACAGUCCGUACGCACAUCAUCGCAAUCCGUCUCUGCGUCCUCCAUCCUCCGUGUCCGGGGCUCUGACCCCCGCUACUUUCGGCGAGAGCAGCGGUAGCCCGCGCAGUCGGCCCCUUACCUCGUCCCCGGAGUCCGUGGGCACUCAGGGGAGUGGCCGCGCUCGGCGGCAGCCCAUGACGACCCUACCGCCCCUCCCAUCGCAGGCCCCUACGGAUUGGGCUGGCUCGGACCCCAGGAACUACGUUACGCCCUAUACCUGGCCGCCCCCGCUGCCCCCUGGGCAUUAUCAGAUUCCGCCGCGGCCGAUCAUCGAGGGCGCAGGGGAGCCAGGGCCGUCUAGGCGGUCGCCGAUUCCGCCAGGCGCAGGGGAGCCAGGGCCGACGACACAGCGACAUCGGUCGAGGACGCAGAGCUUUGCCACAGGGCGACGGAGGGGAAGUCGCGAUGCGGCGUUGCGCGGCCACACUCGCUAUGCCACCCUUCCGCCAGCGCUGUCUACUGCGUCUCGCAGCGCCUCGGAUUUGCAUGAGAGGCACCUGCCGCCGUUGCUCGCCCGACGCCCAGGCCCCAGGACAGGUGAUUCUCAAGGGGGGACUAGGGAAUGGUCUCAGAACGAUGAGGAGCUACCACCGCUGUAUAUGACUAUAGACCCGGGAUAUGUUCCCCUCCGACCGCCGAGAGACUUUAGAGACGAUGGGCAACCAGUUGCUCGCUUGCCGGCACAUUUUCCGCGUCGACAGCCGCCAGCUAGGCACUCGGUUGAAAUCGGACGAUCUGAGGAACACUACACAACUUCGCCCAUACCGUUACCGACUGUCGCAACAGAUCAGCCGCCAGGUUAUGAAGGCGCCGGACGGGGAAGAAGCAGACGAGAGUUGCACUUCCUGCUUGGCAGACCACAGCCACACUGGCCAGAGGGCGCUGAUAUCCCAGGCGGCAUCCAAGGAAGGCAGACUCUAGAGCAGACACGGCAGGAACCUCACCUCAGCCCGCGACUCGGUCCCCCCGAUCCUGAGUCCUCUGGAUGGUUGACGGGCACGCGCCCGACGGUUGGCGACCCGCCUCUGGUGCCGUUCGCUGAGCUCAAUCCCCCGUGGUAUGCGCAGGCACAGCCGUGGGGGGCACCGCAGCCUGACAGCCACCCCGCUGUUCCCGCUGUGCAGCUGGUCAACACGCAAUAUACCUACAAUCCUCGAGCUUUGGCGUCCCAAGACACCCUUCCGCCUUACACACGGGAACCUUGGCUAAUCCCUGGCGCACCUGUACCCAUUCCGCCAUUUUCUGGUGUUAGGCGUGAGCCUCCCUCGCCGGGAGCAUCCGGCGAUGACGGGACUGAAAGCAGCUGCGUGUACGUCGACCACAAGAAAACGCGGGGGCCAGGCAGGAAGAAGCUUGCAGAAAAGGGAUUGCUGCCGCUGCCAGGAAAAGUGGUGGGUCCACUAGCUAAGAAGGCGCCGAGAGAAAAGCCGGGCGAACAAGCCGAAAGGAGACACAGCGAACCUCCCCCGCCGUACACGCCGGAUUCUGGCCAGCCAUCGGUGGCACACACCGCGCAUCCAGCGGGCAAUGUGGCAGCCCCAGCCAGACGCGUAGCAGAACCAGCGCAUCUUACACCCGGUCGUCGAAUGGGCGUGCAAAUAGCAAGCCCAGCGCACCAUACAGCGAGCCCAGCGCAUUUUAUAGCAAGCCCAGCGCACCAUACAGCCAGCCCGGCGCACCAUACAGCCAGCCCAGCACAUCAUACAGCGGGCCCGGCGCACCGUACAGCCAGCCCAGCGCACUAUGCAGCGGAACCAGCUGGAGUGCAAACAGGGCAGCCAGUGGGACAAACAGCGCCUGCAGCGGACCAAUCAGUGCCACAGGGAUCUGUACUACGACCACCAUCUCCUCCACCGAUUCCCCCGUCAUCGCUCCUGGCCCCCGACGCGUACGGGUUCACGCCAGAAGACAUCGAGCCGCUGCCGUUUCCGCCUGCGUACGCCAACUCGUGGGAGGCCGUUCUGGCUGCUGGACACGGCCAGGAAUGGCAAAGGCAACGGAGGGCGAUCUUCUCGACGCAUCCGUACGGGCCGUUCAUCUCGGGGCACGCGACGGACGAAGACGAGCAGGCGGGGACGAGCACGAUGAAUCUGGACUCGGCGAAGACGGCGGCAGGCCGCGGGCGUAAACUAUAG